Messenger RNA from Homo sapiens (human), 2150 nucleotides. RefSeq names its product gonadotropin releasing hormone 1 (gene GNRH1). Gene Ontology annotation, cellular component: dendrite; perikaryon; neurosecretory vesicle. Bases 1699 to 1989 code for a protein of 96 amino acids. Gene Ontology annotation, biological process: ovulation cycle; negative regulation of apoptotic process; response to peptide hormone. Gene Ontology annotation, molecular function: gonadotropin hormone-releasing hormone activity; hormone activity. The transcript has 3 exons. NCBI's taxonomy places the organism in Eukaryota, Metazoa, Chordata, Mammalia, Primates, Hominidae. The record is from RefSeq and is marked reviewed.
AAUUUCUCAUCUUUCUGUUCCCACUGCCCUUAAGAGUGAUUUGCAUAUUUAACUCAAUAAGCAUCUACUGAAAUGAGUUGAUCUGUUGAUGUAAGUCUGCUCAAUAUGGUCUUGCUCUCAGAAUAUGUUUCUUGCCUUUUUGAUGCUUUAGAAGGCUUUCAAGGUAAGUCAAGCAGGGAACCUGGUGGGUAGAUGAGGGAAUUUUCAAACACACAACUGUCUGAUUUAGGAUCCUACAUGGACUUGGUAUAUAGUGUCACUUACUUGUAAAUCAGAUUUUUAAAAUUGGAAGCAACUCUGUGAUCAUCUAGUCCAUCUAGUCUACACCCUUCCUUUUACAAAUGAAGAAUCCAAGAGCCAGAAGCUCCCAGACAUCCUGACUCAAUGUCCUAUAUUUGUUGUAUAGCCUCCUUUGUGGAAGUUAUGUAUGCAUUUGACUUCACUUAAUCUAAGACAUCUAUUUUCCUUGAACUCUUGAUAGGUCUGCUGGUUUCCUCAAGGGAAUCCAAUCUAGCUGGAUUUUAAUCUCUUUGAAUUGUGUCCUCAGCUAUAAAAGUUUUAGCUGAGGUUUUAAUGGCUGCACUUAAGUAAAUCUAACAGAUAUACCAGGGGGUGUUCCAAUUACAUACACCAUUAAAGGGCUUUAUGUGAGGAUUUUUAAAAAUUACCAUUAAAAAAAAAAAAGCAUAGUCCAUUUGCAGUAUAAUUUACCAGCAGGAAAGAUUUCAAUGUCCUGGAAAAAUUCCCUAUAAAAAGGAAGAUAGGAAAACAGAAAAGUCACAGUACUCAACCUACUUCAAGGGAAGAUUGGGAUCUUUUUGGCUCUCUGCCUCUAAACAGGUAAAAGGCUUUGUAUUAUUUCUAGCACGAGUUUUUCUUCUUUAGAUUGCAUGCUAUUGUAUGUCUACAGGGCAUUUGACAGCCCAAGGGCUAAAUCCAGGUGUGACGGUAUCUAAUGAUGUCCUGUCCUUCACUGUCCUUGCCAUCACCAGCCACAGAGAUCCAGGCUUUGGGGACUCCCACAGCUUAUCGACCAGUGUUUGAUUUAGUUUUUAGCCUCUUUCCCAUCAAAUGAAAAUUAACUUGGAGACACAUUUCAUUAGAAAAUUAGAGGCCCCCUUGGCUAGGAAGGCAUCUGGUCUGGGACUAACUACUUUGAACAGUGUUGAGUCCUCUCUCCCACAGAUGGUUCAGCCAGCAGUAAUGCUAGGAAGACUGAAGGAUAAAUAGAAAAAUGUCAUUAGUACCAUGGGGUAGCCAUGUAAUGUCAAGCAAUUUUAUAUUAGCCAGAGAUUCCUAGUAGGAGCUACUUUUCUUAACAGAUGACUCAGUUCUCUUUAUCUCAGGAAUGAAAGAGUUGAAGACCAAUCCACAACAGGGGAAAUGUUAAGGCAAAAUGAUGAACUUGAUAAGGGAUGAAUUAUGGGGUUUGGAUAACCAAACAAUAAAAAUAAAAGUAUAGACUAUUUUAGUACUAAAAAGGUCCUGAACAUGUGAGCUUAAGUACUCAUUUUGUCCCCAGUGGCUAAGAAACUAAAGGCAAGCCAGCAAGUGUCUCUGAGUUUCAGUGUCUGUAUGUAAAAACUGACUCUGACUUCCAUCUUCUGCAGGGUUAGUGAUACAGAUGCUAGCUUUUUCACUAAAGAGGUCUUUUAGUUUAUACUCAACCUUGUCUGGAUCUAAUUUGAUUGUGCAUUCAUGUGCCUUAGAAUGAAGCCAAUUCAAAAACUCCUAGCUGGCCUUAUUCUACUGACUUGGUGCGUGGAAGGCUGCUCCAGCCAGCACUGGUCCUAUGGACUGCGCCCUGGAGGAAAGAGAGAUGCCGAAAAUUUGAUUGAUUCUUUCCAAGAGAUAGUCAAAGAGGUUGGUCAACUGGCAGAAACCCAACGCUUCGAAUGCACCACGCACCAGCCACGUUCUCCCCUCCGAGACCUGAAAGGAGCUCUGGAAAGUCUGAUUGAAGAGGAAACUGGGCAGAAGAAGAUUUAAAUCCAUUGGGCCAGAAGGAAUGACCAUUACUAACAUGACUUAAGUAUAAUUCUGACAUUGAAAAUUUAUAACCCAUUAAAUACCUGUAAAUGGUAUGAAUUUCAGAAAUCCUUACACCAAGUUGCACAUAUUCCAUAAUAAAGUGCUGUGUUGUGAAUGAA